CGGCAAUUCUUACCCUCACAUGCACACCUCCUCUUCAAUCGAACUCCUGAGAAUUAGCGCAGCUAGAUAGAUUACUCGCGGCUAUCUGGAUUCUGGACUCGUGGUUACACGAUGAACCGAGCAGCAGCAUAAAGGGGCCAUCAGAAAGACGGCUUUGCUUCCGUUCUCUUCUCUUUUGUUUGCCACGAUGCUGCCGUCCCGCAGGAAGAGUGCCGUCCUCGGCGUCGUCGCGUUGUCCUCCUCCGUCCUCAUCCUGCUCCACGCCUUCUCUCUCCCGGCAGCCUCUGCGCUCUCCGUCGGCCUGGCGCGGCGCCACAGGCACGAUGCCACGCCCGGGCUGGCCGCCGGCGGCUGCGACGUCUUCAGCGGCAGCUGGGUCCUCGACGGCGGUAGCUCGGCCUCGGCGGCGUACACCGGGUACAACUGCCCGCUCAUCGACGCGGAGUUCAACUGCCAGCUCUACGGCCGCCCGGACUCCGACUACCUCCGGUACCUCUGGAAGCCGGCCGGCUGCGAGCUACCGAGGUUCGAUGGCGCGGACUUCCUGACGCGGAUGAAGGGGAAGACGGUGAUGUUCGUGGGCGACUCGCUGGGGCGCAACCAGUGGGAGUCGCUCGUCUGCCUGCUGCACGCCGCCGCGCCGCAGUCGCCGGCGCAGCUCGUCUCCGCGGACCCUUUGUACACCUACAAGUUCCUGGAGUACCAGGUGACGGUAUCCUUCUACCGCGCGCCGUACCUGGUGGACAUCGACGUGGUCCAGGGGAAGCGGGUGCUGAUGCUGGACGACAUCUCCGAGAACGCCGAGUCGUGGCGCGACGCCGACGUGCUCUCCUUCAACUCCGGCCACUGGUGGACGCACACCGGCUCGAUGCAGGGGUGGGACUACAUGGGCGAGUCUGGGCGAUACUACGAGGACAUGGACCGCACGGUGGCGUUCCAGCGCGGCCUCACCACCUGGGCCAGCUGGGUGGACCUCAACCUCGAUCAAGCCAAGACCCGUGUCUUCUUCCAGUCCAUGUCGCCCACGCACUACAGCUCGAAGGAAUGGCCCAACCCGGUGUCGAAGAACUGCUACGGCGAGACGGCACCGGCGACCGGGCUCAACUCGACCGGCCAGGCCUCGGGCCAGGACCAGGUGAUCCAGGCCGUGCUGCGGGGCAUGAAGAGCCCCGUCCGUCUCCUCGACAUCACGGCGCUGUCGGCGAUGCGGAAGGACGCGCACCCGUCGGCAUACAGCGGCGACUUCUCGCCGGCGCAGCGCGCCAACCCCGGCGCCGGCUCCGUUGACUGCAGCCACUGGUGCCUUCCCGGCCUCCCGGACACCUGGAACCAGCUCUUCUACACACUCCUCUUCUACAAAUAGCAGUGACACCGCGAUCGACACAGAAGAAAGUCAUCCAAAUCCAACUGUACACCUAGCAGCUCGCCAGCCAUUCGUUUUUUUUCGUUGUGUUUGUGUGUAAAACUAUUGUGACGUCGUUGCAUCACAGGAGUAUACACAAUUAGUUGGCGGGAGAAAUGCGUCGAUAACGUUUAAAUAAAAGUGAAGAACGUACAAUCUCGGCAUC
Messenger RNA from Zea mays, 1568 nucleotides. Its product is annotated as putative DUF231 domain containing family protein. Gene Ontology annotation, cellular component: Golgi apparatus. Gene Ontology annotation, molecular function: O-acetyltransferase activity. NCBI's taxonomy places the organism in Eukaryota, Viridiplantae, Streptophyta, Magnoliopsida, Poales, Poaceae. The record is from RefSeq and is marked provisional. The transcript is spliced from 5 exons. Bases 188 to 1363 code for a protein of 391 amino acids.